AUGAGCCACGCCGACAGUCGGCCACCGCCAGAGUCGGCGGUUGGUCAGCGCCGCGAUGACGAUAUCGACAACAACGAUGCCUACUCUUCCUACACAAUGAGUUCUGCAGACGACGGCAGCGACUCCGACAUCUCUCUUCGACGCCGCCAAAACCAAAAGAAGAAAUACUUGCGUGCCGUUUCCCUCCUCGUCGCCACCAUCGUCUCGCUCUGCGCCGGCUCCAUCUCUGUCUUCUCGCUUUACGGCCCCCGAUUCCAGUCCCGUCUCCGAUACACACAGUUUCAGGUGAAUGGCGUUGCUAUUGCGAGUUCGCUCGCCCUAUACCUACCCAUUUCUAUCAUGGGCUACUUCUGCGACAGAGUCGGCGCUCCCCCCCUCGCCGGCUUCGCUGGAUGUCUGUUUGCUUUCGGCUACGGACUCGCCGCUUGGGUGUAUAACAAGCUCGAUAUUGAAUACAACUUGUUGGGGAAGCCCCCAGCUAGAGGGAACGAGGCUACAUACCCAGUCAUGCUCUUUGCUUUUGUCUGCAUCGGUGCUGGCACCUGCGCCAUGUACAUUGCUGCCGUGUCGACUAGCGCAAAGAACUUUGGAAAGGGUAAAUACAGAGGUCUUGCACUGGCACUACCCAUUACAGGCUUUGGCCUCAGCGGCAUGUGGGUUAGCCAGUUUGCAAGCCGAUUUUUAUACGAAACGCGGCCAGACGGCUCCAGAGGCGAAGUCAAUGUCGCUCGCUUCUUUGUCUUCCUCGGCGUACUUUUAUUCGUUAUGGGCGUCAUUGGAGUCUUCACGCUACGCGUUGUCGACGAGGAUGAUCUUAUAGACGAAGCCAUUGAAGAGCUGGAACAGAGCGGCCUCUUGAACGGCUCUACCAUCUUGGGCCGUGGGGAUGGAGUAGGGUACGGCACUGGCAGCGCACGAGCGUCUCUGACCAGGAACAGCUCGUUCCUUGGAUCCAUCUCCGAGGAUGACCCAAGAUGGAAGAAGAACUGGGUGCUUAAUGCUGAAACCCGCCGCUUCCUCGCAGACCACACCAUGUGGCCCUUUGCUCUCGCCUUUCUGCUCAUGGUUGGGCCUGGCGAAGCAUUUAUCAACAACCUCGGCACUAUUAUCGGCACUCUUUCUCCCCCUUCAGCAGAGGGCUACGGGACAGAGACGUCCUCUGCCACCCAUGUAUCAAUAUUCGGCGUUACUAGCACGCUUUCACGCAUCUUAAUCGGCACUAUUACGGACAUCAUCGCUCCGAGCCCACACACCCAGCACCCACAGCUCUCUAGCAGCCAAGUUCUGCCCCAGCAGCAACGCUUUACUAUUUCACGCGUAUCCUUUAUGCUGUUCUUUGCCGGUCUCAUGUCGUUUGGCUUUGCCUUCCUUGCUGCCGGCGCGGCGCAGAACCAUGCUGACCGCUUCUGGGUUGUGUCUGGGCUUGUCGGCGCUGGCUACGGCGCCAUCUUUAGUCUUGCCCCUCUCAUGGUCACCAUUAUCUGGGGUGUCGAAAACUUUGCAACCAACUUCGGCAUUGUGACGACGCUUCCUGCUCUCGGUUCGACCUUUUGGGGCCUGGUGUACUCUGCCGUGUACCAGGCUGGUGCUAGUCAGUCUGAUGCUGCCAACGGCGGACCUGACGAAGACGACAUCUUUUGCUACGGAAAGAAAUGCUACUCGAGCACCUUCUGGGGCGAAACAAUCACCGUCUGGAUUGCAUGUGCCCUGCUACUUUUUGCAUGGCGAGGCAAGGGUGGGUGGAAGCAGCGCGGCGUUGUGAUUUAG
Molecule: messenger RNA, 1767 nt
Organism: [Torrubiella] hemipterigena
Lineage: Eukaryota; Fungi; Ascomycota; Sordariomycetes; Hypocreales; Clavicipitaceae
Source: the annotation of a GenBank genome assembly